AUGUCUCAAGCAGAAUACGAAACGACUGCUGCUCGCAUCGAGGCGGAGACCUCUACUGCCAAACUCGCCAGCGAAGUCCACCACCAAGCAGAAAUUGCUCACAAGGCCGCUGUCGAUGCUGCUACCACCGCUCAGCACGUCGCUGCACCGGCUGGCACAAUUCCCGCAGGAGCCACCACGACUGCUGCGAACCUCGAGUCACAAGCUCCCACCAACUCUGCGGCUACGAACAUCCAUAGGACCGCUCAUGGAAUUCAAAGUGCUGCUGGGGAUGCAGCAUCAACUGCCUAUACGAAGGGAGAUGGGACUACCGACAGCACUAAGGACUCCGCAUACGCCCUCGGCAAGGACGCCAAAGCUACCACGGACGCUGCUGUGGCUGAAGGUCAGAGAGAUGUAGAGGCUGCGAAGGAGGCAGGUGCAGGCUACGUUUCCCAGGCAAAGGAUCUGGCCGCAAGCACGCUGGCUGCAGCUCAGGUCAAUUAUAACCUCACUGUCAUCGAAGCGUACCUUCCCCCAUCUGUGGGUGGCACAAACACCAGCAACUCCACCACUUCUAGUACCUCUCAGCCUAUGACGGACCAAGCUAGAGAUUUUGCGGGCAACGCCUUAGCGACAGCUCGGUCUUACCUCCCCAGCAGCGCUGGCGGUACGAAUCCAAGCCCCGCCACGUCCACCCAAACCUCAGGUACUACCGACAACGUCAAGUCAACGGCGGGGAACGCCGUAGCUGCUGCUCAGUCUGCCCUUGCACAAGCACAGGCAUUGGCCCGGCCUCAUGUCGAGCUCGCUCAAGCUAAGGCUCAGCCAGUCGUCGACUCCAUCCUGGAGAAGGCCCAGACCUACGUUGGCGGCGCCACUUCCUCACCUUCUGCCGUACCGUCGCACACAGCACCACUGGAGAGCGGACCGCAUAGUACAUCAACGCCCUACCCAGCGGAGACUGGCGGGGCUGUGAACGCUUCGAAAAUAGCAGAGAAUGAGAAGAGGGCUUGA
Messenger RNA from Stereum hirsutum FP-91666 SS1, 996 nucleotides. RefSeq lists its product as uncharacterized. The record is from RefSeq and is a predicted model, not a curated record. NCBI's taxonomy places the organism in Eukaryota, Fungi, Basidiomycota, Agaricomycetes, Russulales, Stereaceae. The coding region runs from base 1 to 996 and encodes 331 amino acids. The transcript has 7 exons.